This is a messenger RNA of Salvelinus namaycush (lake trout), 7282 nucleotides long. Its product is annotated as uveal autoantigen with coiled-coil domains and ankyrin repeats-like. Bases 1177 to 5175 code for a protein of 1332 amino acids. Gene Ontology annotation, molecular function: actin binding. NCBI's taxonomy places the organism in Eukaryota, Metazoa, Chordata, Actinopteri, Salmoniformes, Salmonidae. The record is from RefSeq and is a predicted model, not a curated record. The transcript is spliced from 15 exons.
UCCUUGCGGCAGCUUUUAUUGGACGUGCUGCUGUCAAGCAGUGCCGAAGAAUUGGAAGGGCAAACGCUAGAAAGGCAGAGAAAAAUACUUAAAUAAUUCACCAUUAUGUAGCGAAUUUCUGUAUUUUGCGUUUAUAAAGAACAAUCACCCACCUUCCUUUCUGAAAACCGAAACUUGGGGACGCGCAGCGGUCUGUUUUUUAUGCGAUUGGUCUGAUCCAGAGGAGGUACCUCUUCAACAGAUCAUUUGACAGCACUCUUCAUAUUUUUUUCAGAAAGAGGAAAAAAUUGCAACUCAUUUUUACCCAGUUUUCUAUCUCUGUCGGGUCGUCUUCAAGCUGACAGUGGAUGUCUGAAUGAAGAUUCUACCAAAAGAUUUCUGUUUCGCCUAAUUGGUAUUUUUUGGCAGAUAAAUGGCAUGUUUUGUCGGACUAAAUUGCAUUUUGUUGCAAGGGGGAGUCUUGAGAUUGGAGCGACAGUCGAGGGGAGCACCAUGCAGUGUGAAUAUUGUAGCCUGUUGAUGAUGGAGUGUAUGAGGCUGGAACAAACUGUCGUGAGAACCGGAUUGUGGCCAAUGUCUUGAAAUGAAGUGGCUAACCAGAUAGUCAAAGAAGAACAGUAGUCCAAUGGAAUUGGAUGGUUUUGGAUGGGGAGGACGGUUUCAGCAGAAGGCUUAUUGGACGAACAUGGAUAAAACUUUUGCUUGAAUUCAACAAGAAGACUGACGUUUACUUGAAAAUAGUAAAGUUUAAAAAUACAUACAUUCAGAGAGAGCGAGCAAAUGAUGUACGAAUCCGAGGCGGGGAAGCCGUGUCAUGAAGGAUAAAUUGGCUCUGGAAUAGAACCAUAGAACAGCGGCGUUCUAAAUAACGGGAUUCGUGUUAGCAAGAAUAAAACGGCGCGUGUAGAAAAUCUCUCGAAAUUGCUUCAUGUAAAAAAAAUAAAAAAAAUCGGAGAGAGGAAAUCUGUUUCCUGGUUAGGGGGGGUGGGGGGUGGGGGGAACAUCUAUUAUUCAUGCUUAGUGUUAGGGAAACUGGAGAGAACGUUUAGCAUUACGAUUUAUAAAGAGGGAGAAAAAGACCUCCAGAAGAUAUCAGUGGAGAGAUACCGAAUGACAGUCGUCCAGGUAUUGGUAAAGCACUUGAGCUAGAGGGAUUGGCUGAAGUGGGGCUGAAGCAUGGGCUGUGCUUCAAGCAUUCAUAUCUCCGAUAGGGUGGUCUAUCAAAGUGGAAAGGAAUCAGACGAUUCCCAGCAGACCAAUACCACUCCUGCCCCAGGACUUCUGAUCAAACCCAACACUGUCAAGAACACAUUUACCCAGGUGCAGUUUGGACCAAUGAGGUUAUACGAAGAUCAUCUUGAGGUACUGUUAGUAUUUGCCAAAGAGGACAGCCAGAAUAAUGGGUUCUGCUGGGCGUGUGAGAAGGCCAACUUCAGGUGUAACGUGGCGAGGACGCCAGAGGCGGCGCUGGAGUGUUUCCAGGAAAAGCACCACGACCUCGUCAUCAUCGACCACAGACAUUCCAGAUACUUCGACGCUGAAUCACUAUGCCGGACUGCUCUGACCCUGGGCUGUGAGUAUGCCUGUAAGGACGCGGUGGAGGUCCUUCUGAAGAGCGGCGCCGACGUGACGGCCGUGGACAGCUUUGGCCACGACAGUUUCCACUACGCCCGCCUCAGCAAAAACCAGGAGCUGGUCAGCCUUUUCAAGACCUACCUCGACAACGUCACCAAAGCAAAAGAAGCUGCCAAGAUGGAGCAGAAGAAGCGACAGCACUCAGUGGAGAUGACUGAACAGGCCGAAGCCAACGUGAGGGACCUGGAGAGACAGAACGAGAGCCAGCAGGAGACUCUGAGGAAGUUUCACCUGGAGCAGAGGGCUCUGAUGGACAAGGUCAAGCUACUGCAGCAGCAGCUCAGUCAGGAAAAACAUACAGUGGAAUGCAUCCAUAAAGAGAGGGAACAGCUGAAGCUCUUACUGAGUGCCAAAGACAGGGAGGAGGGGGCUCGGGCCCCAGAGACUGUCAAGGUUCAGCUCAGGAGCCACAUGGGGGACUACUCUGGCCAGUCUGUUAUCAAAGGAAAAGACAACGUCCUCGUCAAACAAUCUCAAAGCCUGGAUUCAGCGCAGGUGCUGCAGUCGUCCGGUCUUUCGCACUCACUGUCCCGUCCCCUGGAGCUUGCGGGACGUCCUGGUGUGGGCUGGGACCCAGUCGAGGAGGUGGAGGCCCUGCGGCGCGAGCUGGAGACGGUGAGGAGGCGGCAGCAGACUGCUGAGGAAGAGGCUCUUCGCCUGCAGGCGGCACUGGCCCGCAAAAGCCAGGAGUGCCAAGAGCUGGCCCAGAGCCGGGAGACCAUCCAGCGGCAGGCAGACCGGCAGGUCCAGGAGCUGGAGGAGGCACUGGGGGACGUCCAGAAGAGGAUGCUGGACUCUGAAGCCAAGGUCAAGCAGCUCCAGGCCCACGUGGUGGCGGUCAAGGAGCACCUAGGAGGCCAGGCGGCCGAUGAGCUCCGUGCCCAGCUCCACGAUGUCAAGGCCAAGUACGAGGGCGCCUCGGCCGAGGUGGGGCGCGUGCGUAACCACCUGAAGCAGAGUGAGAAGGCCCUGGAGGAGUACAAGAGCAGCGAGGGCCAGCUGGCGGUGGAGGCAGAGCGGCUGGGCCUGGAGCUGACUGCCUUGCGGGAGGAGAGGGAUGAGCUGGCAGAGGCUCUGCUGGACAUGGAGGCCCUCAUUAAGGAGACCCAGGCACGGCAGGGAGAGAAGGUUGUGCCGGCAGAGAAGUUCGACAACAUGAAGAACCUGUUGAGCAAUGCGGUGGAUGAGAAGGAGCGUCAGCUGGCAGAGCUGCGGGAGGACUAUGACCGUGUGCUGGAGGAGGUGGCUGAGCUACACAGGGAAAUGGACAGCCAGCCUGCCCAGGCCGGGACAGGGGCGGUCCCUCUGCAGGAGCAUGAGAGGAUGAGGACGACCCUGGAGGAACAGAGUUCCUCCCUGAAGAGGAGGCUGGCGGACAUAACUGCCAAGAGCCAGGCACUGAUCCGCCAGGUAGAGGAGAGCGAGGAGGAGCGGGAGAUGCUCCAGGAGCAGCUGGAGGAGCUCAAUAGCAGGGUGGAGGCCAACUUCAUCCCCCUCAAGGCCCACGAAGAGGCCAAGAGCGCCCUGGAGAGAGCUGUGGAGGAGCUGGAGGAGAGGCUGGUGGAGGCCGCAGAAAGGAACGGCCAGGCCGAGGUACAGAUCCAGAGGCUACAAACGGAGAGGGUCACCCUGUGUGAGAGCGUCACCAGCCUACAGAGCGCUACCGUGCCCUCCGAGAAGUUCCGGAGCGAAGUGGGUGCCCUGAAUGCUCGCAACGCUGAACUGGUGAAGGAACUGGAAGUGCUCCAGAAGAGGUUUGAAGAGAGAGAGAAGGAGCUGGCCCAGGUCACUGCCAAGAACCAGUCUCUGAAACAGAGCCUAAAUGGAGAGUACGUGUCCAGAGAGAAACAUGAGCAAGUGAAUAUGGAGCUGAGUGCUGCUUUGGAGAAGGCCAAGGCUGAGCUCUCCAAACUGGAGAUGGAGGGCAAAGAAAGUGAGGAAGAGUUGCAGAAGGUGAGAGAGGGUAGUGCAGAGUUGAAAGAGAAGCUGGAGAAUGUUCAGGUGAUGAUCGAAAAUGACUAUGUGUGCCUUAUAGACCAUGAAGCUGUAAGGGUUAAGUUGAGCAAUGCUGUUGUUGAGGCGGAGCAUCGGGCCAAAGAGGCGUUGGCAAGCUACCAGUCUGCGCAAGAUGGGACAGUAAAGCUUCACCAAGAAAUGGAGGCGCAGAAGAAAGAACUAGACACCAUCCAGGAAGCUAUCCAGGCCAAGUUUGUCCCGUUGACUGCCAUAGAGGAGAGGGAGAACUCCUACAACACCAAGCUGAAAGACUUGACAGGAAAGCUCUCGGAGAUGCAAGAGAAGUACAACCAGGAGAAGUUGGAGGGGGAACGUCACAAGCAGGAGAAAGAGAAACUGAAAGUGCAGAUGGAAUCUGUGCAGCAGAGAAUGGAGACAGGCUUUGUCGCCAGUGAAAAACACAAGGAGGUGGAAGAUGAGUACAGGGGUAAAAUGGAGGAGCUGACGCUGAGGUUGGUGGACCUGGAGCAGCAGUACAAAGACGUGACUGUGCAGAGGGCAGAGCUGGAGGAGCAGAAUGCCCUGAGUAACACUGACAUCCAGCGCCUGCAACAGCGCCUGGAAUCCGAGUCGGCCCGGCUGGAACACUAUGAGACCGAGCACCGAGCCCUGAGGGGCACCAUCCAGCAAGCCCAGGACGAGUGCCAGAAAGCCAGGGAGGCCCAGCGUGGGGAGGCCCAGAGAGCCUGCUCCUUGGAGAAGGAGCUCCAGGGAUGCUCCGGGGACCAGGCCGUCCUCCUGCAGCAGCAUGCUCAGGCCAAGGAGGCCCUGGAGGGGCAGGUAGCCCAGCUACUCGCUUCCCUUCGCCAGGAGCAGGAGACCAGCGCCCAGAGGGCCCAGAACGUGGCAGCCCUGCAGUCAGAGAUGCUCCGGGCCACCCAGGCCCUGGAGGAACUCGGAGGAAGAGAGGACCAGUUGAGCCAGGUGAAAGCCGAGAAGCAACGUCUGCAGGAAGAGACGGCGGCGUUGGGGGAGAGGCUAUCUGGGCUGGCGGAGCAGUGCGAGGUGCUCCAUCGUGAGGUGGCCCAGGCCAGGGAGGACGAGGGCAGGGCCAGGGAGGACAAGGCCAGGGCCAGGGUGGAAACUGAGGCCCUGCAGGAGAAGAGCAACACCAUGGAUAAGGAGAUCCGGGAGCUGAAGGAGAGGUACGAGGAGUCGCUCAGCACCAUCGGGGAGUUCCAGAGGAGGAUCCAGAUGUCGGCCGAGCAGACCGAGGUCAAAGACAAGAAGAUCAGCGAGCUGUUGACGGACGUGGAGAGACUGAAGCAGGCCCUCAACGGUCUGUCCCAGCUGGCCUACGCUGGCAACGCUGCACCCAAUAAGAGACAGAUGCAGCACAUCGACACACUCCAGGCCCAGAUCAAGAGCCUGCAGCAGCAGCUGGCUGAUGCUGAGAGUCAACACAGAGAGGUGGUUUCAAUUUAUAGAACUCAUCUCCUCAGUGCUGCACAGGGCCACAUGGAUGAGGACGUCCAAGCCGCCCUGCUGCAGAUCAUCCGCAUGAGACAGGAGUUUGUCUGCUAAAAGUCCAUUCAGCAUCAACAAAACACUACCCGCUGACUCAAAUCCACCAUUCACACAGCCCCAGCUACAGAGCACCCCCCCGCUGUGGCCCCUGUGGGCGCCUGGCGAGUGUGAGUGUGUGUUGGGAUUGUGUGUGUCUGUGUGGGAAGAGAUCCAUGUUAGUAUUCAAACAUAAUCCUCCCUAUAUGUCUAGAUUGGUUUGUGUGUUUCAACAGAACUAAGACCAAGUGUUGUGGGUGGACAUAGAUAUACAGUAGAUAUACGGUAGAUAGAGAGGGUAAGGGUAGACGAUGGGUUGUACCUUCGCUAGGUGGAUAAACCUCAGCAUAGGUGAUGGACUCAGUGGGAUACUGUAGCUGGUGACCAAUAGAAUGUACUAAUGUCCUUUGAAAACAUGAGCAUGAUGAACUGCCUAUGCAGGCCUUUCUCUUCCUGACUACUCUGUUAAGGCUCCAUGAAACAGGAUAUUCAAUGCCUAGCUGGCAAGUCUCUGAAAGGAAACUCUUCUUAGAUGGAAUGUAGGUAAAUCUCCUCUAGGACUGUAUGGGUUUAGCAUGAUAUAGGGUCUUGUGUGAUGGGGGGAUUGGCCACUGCUUAGUUAAUCCUCCUGACGUCGCAGCAGUGAAACGGAUCUGAAAACACAAGCAGCAAAGUCCGCUGUUAACUCACAUUCCCCCGUGGCGAUCGACUCCCUCCCGUCUUUCGUCUUCAUCUUUUGAGAUUCUAUGGUUAAUUGUAGAACCAUGCCCUAGUCAUUUCAAACAGGAACCCCCUGAAGUCACCUACUCAUUCAGUUUGGGAGCAGGACUCCUCCAUCUUGGGCCAUUGGGCACAGUGACUGUUUCCCUGAAGGUCCAAACUUUAUCUUCAUUCUUUUCACUGAAUCGUACACUCCUCAAGCAGUCUCUUUAAGCCAUUGUUCCCACACAAACAAGGUGAAUGUGGGGCUCUGCACAUUCUGGAUUUGAUUCGAGGAGUGUUCGCAAACAACACUGUAGCCCAAUCUUAAGACGAACCUUAACCCCUACCAUGAACCUUAACCCCUACCAUUAUGGUGGUCACAGAUCUGAAGGAACAGGAUAGGUUUAAGACAGUGACUCUAUCAGGGCAGCCUACAUGUUGAUGACUUGGAGCAAUCUGCAUAUUGCUUACACCUAUCCAGUCCCCCUUCAGAUCGGCAAAAACACACCAUAGGCUGGGAGUUUUGGACAGGGGUUCUAGAAAGGGGCCUUGGCUGUGUCCUAGUGUUUGCGGUGCAGUGUCUCCUGUUGCUGGAGCGAGAGUGCCCUCUAGUGGGGAGACUUGGCAGGCCAAGUUGACUGAUGUAGUCAUUUGACUAGUGUUUUUUGUUGUUGUCUUGUCGUGGUUCAUUUUAGUGGUCUCUGAGAGUGGAGCAAGUCUCUUGUGCCUUUACACUGAUAUCUUUUUCAUGGCUUUGUACUACUUUGAUUAAUAAACAACGUUGGUGUAACAAUGAAAUUCAGCAGGUCUGGAGUAGAAAGACACAGAACACCCUUCUUUAGGGGAACAGUUAGGAUGUCAUUCUCUAGGGAUACUACGAAUCCCUCUAUUUAUAUGGAUGGAGAAGUCUAAGGUUGCGUCUGAAAUGGCACGUUAUUCACUAUAUAGUGCACUGCUUUUGACCAGGAGGUCUAAAGUAGUCCACUGUGUAGUAGGGAGUAGGGUUCCGUUUGGGACUCACAUAUUGUUUAGCGUAACAAUAUGAAGAAGCUCAGUGAUGCUUUUGUCUAACAUGCUUUGCAAAGCAUAUAGAAAUAUAUAUGAAUCAGUUUCAUACUAAAUCCUCUAUAUAUUACUGCUAUAAAACAAUUACCAAGUUACUAAAAUGUGAUUUCUGAAAUGUGAUUUUGAAAUGAACAUAAAAACAGAUUAAUUUAAAAUUAGGUUCUUUUUUUUUCUUUGUCUUUUUAAUUUGAGGAUGAUGAAAUAAAUCUGUCUCCAAUAACAGAAUCUACAAGUUGAAUCCAGUUAUUUUAUAUCGAGACCAUUAUGUUGAAAUUGGUUGUUUUCUUCUUUUCUUCUUGCAAGGAUGUAUUUUUGUUUGUGAAUUAGUGUUAAAAACAUAAAUAAAAGUACCUAACUUAGA